This is a messenger RNA of Pseudovirgaria hyperparasitica, 2887 nucleotides long. RefSeq names its product RdRP-domain-containing protein. Gene Ontology annotation, molecular function: RNA-directed RNA polymerase activity. The transcript has 5 exons. Gene Ontology annotation, cellular component: nuclear RNA-directed RNA polymerase complex. The record is from RefSeq and is a predicted model, not a curated record. The coding region runs from base 175 to 2595 and encodes 806 amino acids. Gene Ontology annotation, biological process: siRNA processing. NCBI's taxonomy places the organism in Eukaryota, Fungi, Ascomycota, Dothideomycetes, Acrospermales, Acrospermaceae.
UCACCAGUGAAAGAUCAAACGUGCUUAUUGAUCGCGCGGAACUGAUCCUGUUGGUUGGAGUGGGGUCCGACCCAUGUGCGAUAAUCGUAGUGUUGAGAUCCAGAUUGUGGCGCGCGAAUCAAGUCCUCUGCAUUCUUCCUCAGCUCGGCUCGUCUUACGUGGUGCUAUUCAGCAAUGACGGCAAAGCAGAAGAACGCGAGAGGCUUCCGAUGUAUUCUCCAGAAUAGCAUUAAUGCCAGCGACAAGUCUUGGAGCUAUACCGUAUCCCUGCCUGACGUCCAAGCAACGAACAAAGCGAAUCUAAUCAAGGCCGUAUCUGUCAUUGCCUCUUCUACGCGCCAGGAGAUACAGCUGCGCUACGAAAGCGCACCGUCAAAUCGCGUCACAAAGUCCGAAUCUCUCGAUAAGCUUAUGCUAAUCUCCUUCGCCGACUUCAGACUUCAGAUUUCUGACAAGAGCACUGGAAUACACAAGCAAGCACCUGCCCGAGAAUCUGCUGAAUAUGUCUCUCGCUUGCUCAAUACUGGUAUUAUCCUUAAUGGGGUACCCUACUACUUCUUUGGACAUAGCAAUAGCCAGCUUAAAUCAAGGUCAUGCUUCAAUCUCGCAGAUACGAAGGACAGGAUAAGCGAGAAGAUCAAUGCAAUGGGCGAUUUCUCGAAGCUUAAGACAGUUGCUAAGAAAGCAAAGAGGCUUGGCCUAUUAUUCUCGAGUGCCGAGGCGGUUUUCGAAAACCUCUCGCCGGAACGUUGCGAGGACAUACCAGACGUGUUAGUUGGAGACUACAAUUUCACUGAUGGUUGCGGCAUAAUCUCAAUGCACCUUGCUAAGGAACUAGCACGUCGAAGGAGUAUCGUUCACCGCAAUGAAAGGUAUCUGCCUUCGGUUUUCCAGAUACGGUAUCGCGGCUACAAAGGUGUUUUAUCCUUGGAACCGUCUCUAGGUCCAAAGCUUGAAGCCAAAUUCCGCGAAUCUAUGCUAAAAUUCAAAGACGCCGCAGACCUGUCAUUCUCAGUGGUAGCCUAUUCUAAACCUUAUACUUUCGGCUACUUGAACGACCAAAUCGUUCUGCUAUUGAGCGCGCUCGGUAUCUCAAAUGAUGUACUGCUACAGAAGCAGAACCAGUACCUCGAUUUUCUAGCUCGAGCAGCUGAUGAAAAUAAUCUCAUGCUGGCAUUUCAAUUUCUUUCAUACUGCGACAGGACUGAUUUGGUGGAAACUCUCCUCAUGGAAGGCGCAGAUGCAGUAAAGUUAUCGACUCGGAAGCUUGUACUUCAAGAGUACGACAAAAUGCUGAAUAAGAAAGGCGAGCCAAAGUGCCGGAUCAUGCUUCCGAAGUCACGACUGAUCUUCGGGAUUUGCGAUCCAUCGUCUGCAAUGAAUCUUCCUGGACGACUGAGGGAAGGUGAAUGCAUGGUUAGAGUCACUGAAAUUGGCGAUGGGAUUGCGCGCACCGUCGUGAAUACUGAGGUCCUAGUCACGCGAAAUCCGUGCUUGCACCCAGGCGAUCUGCAAAAGUUCAAGGCUGUGGAAAUCCCUGAAUGGUCUCAUCUGAGGGACUGUAUAAUAUUCUCAACCCAAGGUAAGCGUCCGAGUGCGGAUCUAAUGUCUGGAGGCGACUUAGACGGCGAUAAGUUCUUCGUUUGUUGGGAUCCAGAUAUCGUGCCGAGAACUGUGUCACAACCUGCGGAAUAUCCGGCCGGGAGAGAGCCAGUAUAUUUUGGAGGCACGUCUGAUGCUGAUCGAGCCGACUAUUUUGCUCGCUAUACGAACGCAUCGCUUGGUAGAGUAAACCAUCUGUUCUUGGACUGGGCUCGAUUGAAAGGUGCUAUGAGCCCUGAAUGCCAGCAGCUUAAUCGUUUGUUCAGUCAAUGCGUGGACGGUGUCGGAAUUAAGGUGCCUCCCAACCUCGAAGACCCACCCAAAUGCCCAGAGAAGACUGACUUCGUGCUCGAUGUUUUGCAUCGCUCAGCCGAAGAGAUAAUACAAAGCCGCCUAGAGCGAGGUUCUAACCAAUGGGAAGGCCUUUCAUUUGGUGCUAUGGAGCUACUCCUAAACCGAGACAGAAUAGCCAUGUCCGAAUUCGAAUUAAUCCAGCUCACCAUGAAAUGGUGUCAGGCGCACAAAGUAAACAUCCUCGACUUUCAGGAUUUCUUUGACUUCUGCACAUUGUCAGAUGAGCAGAAGCUCUGGAUUUCGAAUUGUUUGCCACCUAGCAAGGAAGCUCCAAGUCUCGUGUGGAAUGGUCUACUGCAAUCCGAGCUUGUCGAGCCUAUGGAACUGAAGAGAUUUCAGCUUGACGAUCACAGAUUGCAUUGGAAGCGCAUCUUUAGUUCGGGUGUAGAUCGAAUGGGACGAUUCCUGGAAACAACAACUCGAACGCUUGAGCUGUUUCACAAGAAGCUCAUUAUAUUCUCGGUCGACGAGCGACUCACUUUGGCCAUCUAUGUGCCCCGAAAGAUCUCGCGAGCUCAAGAAUUCCAGGUUGACUCUUCGCAUCUGAUGACUCUACGUACCGCAAUACUACGAAUGCCACUGAUAGGCGGAGACGACGGCAAGAAACAAUCGAUCAUGGAGUUAAUUUCGAUUGCGUAGCAAGUGUCAAUCUUGCAAAGAUCAGCUCAGAUAUCCAGAGACAUGUCGGACGAAUCCGGAGGUCCGGCAUCCUGCAAGCGGAAAUCUACGCGAUCAGCAAUAGGGACGUCCAGUCUAUGCAGCUCCUAGACCAAUGGCUCGAAUACGUAGACACGGACGAGAUUCUUCCUCUGUAUGAACGAGAAAACAAAGAGUAUACCGUUCCGAGUCCACAAGAGGUUGAUUGGACAGCCCAUCCUGCAGCAUUUAAGCAAAUCGUGCGUGGUAAGCUUCAGGUGCUCGAUCAGAUCUC